UGAAUGCCUGGGAGAUGCUAGAGACCUGAAGGAGCAUAGCAGAGAACACUCCUGCUUCAAAGGUGAAGGGAACUGAAGGAACUCUCCAGCUGUGGACUCAUCCCAAGCUUGAGAUGCCAACAAAGCAGGCCCCAGUCCUCUGGGCAUGCUUCCUCCUGUGGAGUCUCUACAGCGCCUCCUCCCAGACUGUUUACCCUGGAAUCAAGGCGAGGAUCACCCAGCGAGCCCUAGACUAUGGUCUUCAAGUUGGGAUGAAGAUAAUGGAGCAAUUGGCAAAGGAAAUCGUCAUCCCAGAUUUGAACGGUUCUGAGUCUCUUAAAUUUCUGAAGAUUGACUAUGUAAAGUACAACUUCUCAAACAUAAAAAUCAAUGCCUUUUCAUUCCCAAAUACCUCACUGGCCUUUGUACCUGGGGUAGGAAUCAGAGCACUAAGCAACCACGGCACUGCCAACAUCAGCACCAACUGGGAAGUCAAGGCUCCACUUUUCCAGGAUUCGGGAGCUGCCGAUCUGUUCCUUUCUGGAAUCUACUUUACUGGUGUCGUUGCCUUCACCCGUAAUGACUUUGGUCACCCAGCUCUGGAACUCCAAGACUGCCAUGUACAAGUGAGCCAUGCCCGAGUCUCCUUUUCUGGAAGCCUCAGUGGCCUGUAUAACUCCUUUGCUGAGCCCAUGGAGAAACCCAUUCUAAGGAAUUUAAAUGAAAUGCUUUGCCCCAUUGCCAUCGACCAAGUGGAGGCGUUCAACGUCAACAUCAGCGCACUGGAGGUUUUAACCAAGAUUGACAAUUACACUGUGCUGGAUUGUUCCCUGAUCAGUCCUCCGGAAAUCACUGAGAACCACCUUGACUUUAAUUUGAAGGGUGCAUUCUACCCUCUGGAAAGCCUCGUUGACCCUCCCUUCAUCCCAGCUCCCUUUGAGCUCCCAGAGAGCAGAGACUCCAUGCUCUACAUUGGCAUCUCUGAGUACUUCUUUAAAUCUGCAUCAUUUGCUCACUUUGUAUCUGGGGCUCUUGGUACCAUGCUGUCCACCAGGGAGAUUUCCAACUAUUUCAAUCAAAACGCUCAAGGAAUUGGCAGCAUACUCUCCAAGAUUGCGGAGAUCUACAUCUUGUCCCAGCCGUUCAUGCUGCAGAUCAUGGCCACAGGGCCUCCUGUGGUCAACUUACACCCAAACAAUUUCAGCCUGGAGUUCCCCGCCGCUGUCAUCAUGCUCACUCAACUGGAGAACUCUACCAUCCAGCCCAUCGUCUCCAUGGACUUUGUUGCCAGUACCCGUGUUGGCCUGGCUAUUUUGGGACAAAAACUGAUCUGCUCCUUAUCUUUGAACAGAUUCCGCUUGUCUUUGCCAGAGAACAGCCACCGAGAUGCUAAGGUUGUAAGAUUUGAGAAUAUCCUGUCUUCCAUUCUUCACUUUGGAGUCCUCCCACUGGCCAACACAAAACUGCAGCAAGGAUUUCCUCUUCCCAACCCUUAUAAUGUCACAUUUGUCAACUCGGAUAUUGAAGUUCUUGAGGGCUUCCUUCUGAUUUCUACUGACCUGGCACAUGAAACGUCCUCGAAGCCACAGCCAAAUCUCCACAGCUGGGGAGGUCUGGACCUGGUCCAUGGACCAUGGAGAGAACAGCCAACCCAUUGAUGGCCUGUUCACAAUCCACCCCAGGAAGUAGACAGCCUUCAGUCCCACAGAACCCAUAAACCUGG
Arvicanthis niloticus (Nile rat) is the source of this 1702-nucleotide messenger RNA. NCBI's taxonomy places the organism in Eukaryota, Metazoa, Chordata, Mammalia, Rodentia, Muridae. The record is from RefSeq and is a predicted model, not a curated record.